This is a messenger RNA of Lecanosticta acicola, 1173 nucleotides long. The record is from the annotation of a GenBank genome assembly. Lineage: Eukaryota; Fungi; Ascomycota; Dothideomycetes; Mycosphaerellales; Mycosphaerellaceae.
AUGGCUCCAGCACUCAUCGAGACACCUACCGCUGCGCCAGACCAUACAAUCGAUAAGACAGCCGAGGAUACCUGGAAGAAAGACGUAAAGCAGGGCGUCAAUUACAAGGAAGCCUUCCAACAAGGUGCUGCUACCACCAAAUAUGACGUGGAACUCCACGGCACCGAGAACCACGCGCCGGCCAAAUACCCUCACUACCUUCCAUACUGGGACGAUGUGAAGUACCCUCCCUACGAGCCCUUCGAAGCCGUCGAGCACGGCAAAGACGCAGACCCGACUUUCCCCAACCUUCUCGGCGCCUCGGGAGCCCAGGUCAAGGACUUGACUGCCAACAUCGGCGCCGAAGUCACCGGAGUCCAACUCAGCCAGCUCAACGAUGCCGGAAAGGACGAACUCGCGCGUUUCGUGGCGGAGCACAAGGUCGUCGCCUUCCGAAACCAAGACCUCGCAGACCUGCCCAUCGCCCGAGCGCUUGAGUUUGCAGAAUACUUCGGCCCAUCACACAUCCACCCAGCUUCAGGAGCUCCCAAGGGUUUCCCCAAGGUGCACCUCGUUCACCGCAGCGCGAGCGAUACCACCGCUCGCGACUAUUUCGAAGAGAGAACAAACAGCAUCACCUGGCACUCGGACGUCACCUAUGAGAUGCAACCACCUGGAACGACGUUCCUGUACCUGCUAGACGGUCCCACGGCAGGAGGCGACACGCUCUUCGCCAACAUGGCGGAAGCCUACCGUCGCCUCUCCCCCGCCUUCCAGCAACGUCUCCACGGCCUCAAAGCCGUCCACUCCGGCCACGAACAAGCCGCCGCAGCCCUCGCCCGCGGCUCCCCCGUCCGCCGCGACCCCGUCUCCAACGUCCAUCCCGUCGUCCGCACCCACCCGGUGACGGGCGAGAAGGCCCUCUACGUGAACCCUCAAUUCACCCGCCGCAUCGUCGGCUUCAAGAAGGAAGAAUCGGAUUUCCUGCUGAAGUUCCUGUUCGACCACAUUGCCCUGGGCGCGGAUUUCCAGGCGCGACUGCGGUGGGAGGAAAAGACGGUCAUUGUGUGGGAUAAUCGGGUCACGUCUCACACUGCGAUUCUGGAUUGGCAGGAUGGGCAGAGGAGGCAUUUGGCGAGGUUGACGCCGAGGGCGGAGAGGCCGUUUGAGACGCCUUUUGAGGCGAGGGAGUAG